GUAGACUAAGGGCUGUCUAUACAGUAGAACAGAGGCCGCAAUGACAUGUCUUGUUGCUUCAAAACCGCAUUGUAAAAUCGAGCGUGCUAAUUGUUCUGAUUGACAGUAAGAGGCCGUCUUUGUGUGAAUUGGUUGUGAGACUAUGGAUAUAAAGAAAAUAUUUCAAGUGUUUCAGAAGUCAAACAGGUCUUAUAAUAAAUCUGUAAUAUUUCAACAACUCAGAUAUGUAUGAUUUGUAAAAGAGUAUAACAAGAUUUUAAUUUCUAGAGUGCGCUAACGAUUGGGAUUCAAGAAAUACACACAGGAUCGAGAGAAAUCUGACCACGGACAAGGACUAAAAAUGAAAUCGGGGCUCAUUGUAAAAGAGUGAGGGGUGUAUUUCUCAUAUUUUGGGAGUUUGACAGAAAUAAAGCUUGUUUGAUUUUGCAUGUGUAUUUAUUUAUUUUUUUUUUUUUUUUUUUUUUUUUUUUUUUUUUUCUUUUUUUUUUUUUUUUUUUUUUUUUUUUUUUUUUUUUUUUUUUUUUUUUUUUUUUUUUUUUUAGUUCUUUCCUUUUCUUUUUAUUAAUUUUUUUAUUAUUUUUUUUUUAUUUUUUUUUUGUUAUUAUUGUUGUUUGCUUGGAAAUCUAUCGUAUAAUUUAAGUUAUUAUGAGCCAUCGCCCGAUGUCAGUUGGUUUUUUAAAAAAGCGGGGGUGAGGGGGGGUCUUGGUUGCGAUGUUCUGUCUUUAAUAAGCUAGUCAACUGCGAUUGAGCCCUAUGAAUAUCCGUGUCCCUUUGAAGCGAAGCAUUGAAAUCACGUUUUUUUUCGGUGUGAUCUGAAGUCAACACGAAAGAUACAUUGCAAUCUGGCAUUUUGCACAUUUCAGUGAAUAAAUUAAUUAAUUUCUUUUGCUAAAGUUAAAAAUACUUUGCAAGUCAAGUGAAACAAAACAUUACAAUAAAUAGCUGAAAGAGAUUGAGAUGAUAAAAAAUAGAGAGAUAUGAGGGAUACCUGAUUAUCGGUACUUCUUUUCUUAAUAAUGACGGGUUGGCAUUUUCGGGGAACAGCGGAGUUUUGGGGUUUUUUUUUCGUGGAGGCAGGUUGCAGUAAAACAUUUCGGUCAGAAAUCGGUGGCCACUCCACGGAUUGCAAUAAGGUCUCCAUCUGAUACAAAAAAUGGAACACUAACAAAUAAUUUUUUUGUUUUUUGUUUUACUUGUCAGUUCACACAGUUUGACAAAACAGACGGCCAGAAUGUUUCUUCAGCUUUUCGUUCCUCUCCUCCUGGCCGGUGCCGUCACAGCAAAACCCGUGAGCAAAUAUUUCUUUAAUUGAUUGGUUUUAUAGCAUUCGCUUGUCACGUGUGGAAAGAAGUCACACAUCGGAACAUAGCAUUUAAAUAAGUAAUAAGCAACUUUUAAAACACUUGUUAUUAUGCCAACUGAAGAUAGAAAAUAUAUAUAUUUAUUUAUAUAUAUAUAUAUGAUUUCCCAAUUAGUUUGACACAUAUAUGAGGUUACAUUGUUUGAUUUUUUUUUAAUGAAAAACUAGCAAUUGUAUCUUUAGCUUUUCAAUCAAAUAACAAAAGAAGUAAUGUUAUCAACAAUAAUCCUAUAGAAAUGUACAGUUUGAAUUUGGCAUUCCGUUUACUUUAAAAAUGUCCGAUUCGAAAUAAUAACUACUGUUAAAUUUUGAAGGAAAGAUUUGUAGUUGAUAAUAAAAAAACAUUAUAGGCCAUAUAGUAAACUUAAAAUUGUUCCGAUUUUUUUAGAUAUUUAAAAAAAACAAAUAAGCAAAUUUGUAAAAAAAGUUGAAGAUAUGGUUGAUCAAAUAUCAAAUAAACUAUCAUAAGAGUUGUAUUAAUAAAAGGAUUGUUAAAUUCUAUUUAUAAAUCAAGUCACCGAUCUAUUAACUCAGGUUGAGAGCGAAGAGCAGGAUGCUGUAAUAUCGUUACCGAUCAAAUGGGGAGAAAUCAUUGAAAGGAGAGGACUUCAGGACAUUGACUUGUUGAAACUUCUCGAAGAAGCUGUUAAAGUUACCACUGUCGGAAAAAAAGAUCUUGUCCAAGACAGCUGGCAAUCAGUUCUUCAAGAUAUUGUUACCAUAGGAGCAACAGUAGCCCCAUUUCUAAUUGGGAAAAAGGAAAUAACAGUUGAGGAUAUUGACUGGAACCAGCUACUUGGCGAUGCUGUCACAGUUGCAACAACUGCAAUUAAAAUCUUUGGCAAAAAAGAUCUUGAUCAAGAAAGCUGGCAAUCAGUUCUUCAAGAUAUUGUUACCAUAGGAGCAACAGUAGCCCCAUUUCUAAUUGGGAAAAAGGAAAUAACAGUUGAGGAUAUUGACUGGAACCAGCUACUUGGCGAUGCUGUUACAGUUGCAACAACUGCAAUUAAAAUCUUUGGCAAAAAAGAUCUUGAUCAAGAAAGCUGGCAAUCAGUUCUUCAAGAUAUUGUUACCAUAGGAGCAACAGUAGCCCCAUUUAUUAUUGGGAAAAAAGAAAUAGCAGUUGAGGAUAUUGACUGGAACCAGCUACUUGGCGAUGCUGUCACAGUUGCAACAACUGCAAUUAAAAUCUUUGGCAAAAAAGAUCUUGAUCAAGAAAGCUGGCAAUCAGUUCUUCAAGAUAUUGUUACCAUAGGAGCAACAGUAGCCCCAUUUCUAAUUGGGAAAAAGGAAAUAACAGUUGAGGAUAUUGACUGGAACCAGCUACUUGGCGAUGCUGUUACAGUUGCAACAACUGCAAUUAAAAUCUUUGGCAAAAAAGAUCUUGACCAAG
This is a messenger RNA of Lymnaea stagnalis (great pond snail), 2753 nucleotides long. The record is from the annotation of a GenBank genome assembly. NCBI's taxonomy places the organism in Eukaryota, Metazoa, Mollusca, Gastropoda, Lymnaeidae.